Molecule: messenger RNA, 2201 nt
Organism: Periophthalmus magnuspinnatus
Lineage: Eukaryota; Metazoa; Chordata; Actinopteri; Gobiiformes; Gobiidae
Gene: macrod1
Product: mono-ADP ribosylhydrolase 1
Exons: 10
Coding region: 66-1160 (364 amino acids)
Biological process (GO): peptidyl-glutamate ADP-deribosylation; purine nucleoside metabolic process; DNA damage response
Cellular component (GO): nucleoplasm
Molecular function (GO): ADP-ribosylglutamate-[protein] hydrolase activity
Source: RefSeq, a predicted model, not a curated record
AUAAAGAGAAAACGAAACCUUUCUAAUGAGAACCGAGUGACAACACCGCUUGAGUAUCUCCAGGCAUGGCUCUGCAGACCCCCUCUCUGGUGUCUUAUAGCAGCUCUCUGCUCUGCGCUGCUGCUCCGCUCCGAGCUUGGGGCGCCUCCAUCAGAACCGGUGUCAGGUUCAUACACAGUUUAACUCCUGGAGCCUCGUGUCAGCUCAAACGAAACCCAGCACCAGGUCUCAUCUGCCGCCCUUUGUACCGAGACUUAGCGCCGAAGUUUUCGACAACACCUGCAUUUUGGACGUCUAGCCAGACAGGAGGGCUCCCCUCGUCCCGCGGGAGGAGGCACUGGCUGGGUAUAGUUGCCCUUGGCACGGCUCUGGGGGUGAGCUCUGCAGCCCUGAUCCAGUCACUCCACACAGGGACGUUUGCCGCCAUGCCCCUGAAAGUUAACCUGAACUCUGCUGAAGGAGACUGGAAAGAAACCAAAGACUUCCUGCUGUCACUGGAGGAUAAACGCCCAUAUUAUCGGACCUCUAAGUUUGUGCCACUGGAGGACAUCCCAGUGUGGACUCCUUCUGCAGGUGCAGAGCAGAGUAGAUACCCGCGGAACCCAAAGUUAGAUCAGAAAAUCUCCGUUUUCAGUGGAGACAUCACUACUCUGGAGAUCGAUGCAGUUGUUAAUGCAGCCAACAACUCUCUACUUGGAGGAGGAGGAGUGGACGGAGCCAUCCAUCGAGCCGCAGGUCCCUUGCUGAAGAAGGAGUGUGCGUCCCUGAAUGGCUGCGAGACUGGACAGGCCAAGAUUACCUGUGCGUACGGCCUCCCUGCCAAGUAUGUGAUCCAUACAGUGGGACCCAUCGCACAAGGGCGAGUGGGAGAUGCUGAAAGAGGGCUCAUCAGGUCCUGCUACAAGAACAGCCUGCAGGCGGCCACUGACAGUGGGGCACGAUCAGUGGCUUUCCCUUGCAUCUCAACAGGAAUCUACGGAUAUCCACCGGAGCAGGCCGUGCAUGAGGCAUUAGCCACUGUGAGGGAUUUUCUGGAUGAGCACCAUGAACAGAUGGACAGAGUCAUCUUCUGCGUCUUCCUACCGACAGAUAAGGACUUAUACCUGUACAACCUCCCGCUGUACUUUCCCGCUGAUGCUGUUGUCAGGAGUAAACUGUGAGCGGAGUGGAUUUGUCAGGUUUGGUUGCUGUGGAUACACAACUCCAGCUCUCCCUCCUGUUUGCCUUCAUUGCUGCAAAUCAGAGCAGGAAGACAUGUUCUUAAAAGAGGCUUUAUUAUGGUCAUUUUGCAGAUGUUGGUCCUUUUUUAUUGUUUAGUUUUUUUUGUUAAUGACUGAAGAUGUAAGUGGUGUAUUUGAUCAGCAAGACACCGCAUGAAUUUAUAAUUUUUAAAGAUAAUUUGAUUUCAGUUGUAUAAUCUGUAGAACUACUUUGAAUGGUGAGAAUGUGACUUGGAGUGUAUUUGUGAUCUUGAUGAAGUUCCAAAUAGCCAUGAAAAUUGUCUAAAUUUGUACAAUUAAAUUUUGCCCCUAACCCUAACUCACAUAACCUCAAACUGAAAAUGUAGUUUGAUUUUCACUCCGCAAUACUUAUUUUUUACAGUUUGGUUUCUGUCACAGCAAAUGCUUCACCAAAUGAUUUUGCUUACAGAGAUGGUGUUUGUGUAUUCUAAAACCCUUGACUAAUCUAAGUAAACAUUAGCGUAGCAUCUUCUGUUUGUCUCCAGUCGGCCAUUGUUUUGUCUUCCACCUGGCUUCUACAGCUGUUUAUAUUGUUCAUACAUGUCCCAUGCCAUGUCCUGCCCACCUGGCACAGGGAUACGUUCUGCCCAAACAACAUGUAGCUGCUUCAGCUGCCACCUUUCCAUCCAUAGACAAUCUAUUGUGCUUUUAGUUAGUAAAUAAAUAUAUAUAUAUGUAUAUAAAAUAAAUCUAUUGCGCCGUUCUCGCCAAGCCCGUCUCCUCCUGCACCUGAUUCUUUUUGCAAGCUCAUUGCAACAUGCCAGAAUCAGACUGCUGCUGGAGACUAAUCGGUUUGAAAAGCCCUUAACUUGUAAUCGUGUGUCAUUACUGUUUAGCUUUUGUGUUAAGCUCGAGGCGACCAGUGAAUAAUGUGUCUUGUGUGAGAGAUGUGAAUAUUGAGAUUCCUGUGUGCAUGCAAGAGGCGAUGACAAAAGCUUAUUAAAACUAAUCACACUCGGG